Messenger RNA from Neoarthrinium moseri, 2508 nucleotides. RefSeq lists its product as uncharacterized. Gene Ontology annotation, molecular function: beta-glucosidase activity. The record is from RefSeq and is a predicted model, not a curated record. The transcript is spliced from 8 exons. Gene Ontology annotation, biological process: glucan catabolic process. NCBI's taxonomy places the organism in Eukaryota, Fungi, Ascomycota, Sordariomycetes, Amphisphaeriales, Apiosporaceae. The coding region runs from base 1 to 2508 and encodes 835 amino acids.
AUGGCAGACCUCAACGUCGAGGAAGUGCUGAAGAAGCUUUCUCUGUCUGAGAAGGUCGAUCUUCUAUCGGGCAUUGACAUGUGGCACACAAAGGCUUUGCAUCACCAUGGGAUACCUACAGUCCGCACCUCAGAUGUGGGUCCCAAUGGAGUCCGCGGAACCAAGUUCUUCAAUGGCAUCAAAGCUGCUUGCUUUCCCUGCGGUACAGCGCUUGGUUCAACAUUCAAUCUUAAGCUUUUGGAGGAGGCGGGAAAGUUGAUGGGCGAAGAAGCUAGAGCUAAGGGAGUGCAUGCCAUCCUGGGUCCGACCAUCAACAUGCAGAGAUCACCUCUAGGCGGCCGAGGCUUUGAGUCGUUAGGCGAGGAUCCAUUCUUGGCCGGACUCGGAGCUGCAGCUCUCAUCAAUGGGAUUCAAUCUAAGGGGGUCCAGGCAACGAUCAAGCACUUCGUUGCAAAUGAUCACGAGCAUAAGAGAAAUGCUGUCCAAGUUAUGAUUACAGAACGAGCUCUCCGUGAGAUUUAUGCCUUGCCCUUCCAACUAGUUGUUCGGGAAUCCAACCCAGCAGCAUUCAUGACGGCAUACAAUGGCGUCAAUGGGACAUACUGCAGUGAAAACGAGAAACUGUUGGACAAGAUGCUACGCGGAGACUGGGGUUGGGAGGGUCUUGUCAUGAGUGACUGGUGGGGAACUUACAGUACAACUGAAGCUGCUCUGGCUGGGCUUGAUCUAGAAAUGCCGGGCCCGACCCGGUUUCGCGGUGAUAUGCUCAAGUUCAAUGCUCAAACAGACAAAGUACGGGAGCAUAUCAUCACCCAGCGAGCUAAGACUGUACUUGAGUUCGUCAAGAAAUGCUAUGCUAGUGGCAUUCCAGAGAACGGUGAGGAAGGCACACUUGAUACCCCAGAGACAGCUGCAGUUCUUCGCAAAAUUGGAAAUGAAGGAAUAGUUUUAUUGAAAAACGAGGGCGAUGUGUUGCCUUUCAAGAAGGAAAAGAAGACUGUCAUCAUUGGGCCGAAUGCCAAGAUUGCAACAUACCACGGCGGAGGCUCAGCAUCGCUCGCCUCAUACUACGCAAUCACCCCUUUUGAUGGGAUCACAAGCAAGCUGACCCACCCUCCUGAAUACACAGUGGGGCAGUACUCACAUCUGAUGCUCCCUCCAUUGGGAUUCACAACAACUUCUGCGAAGGGAAACCCAGGAAUGACGAUGAAGAUAUACAACGAAGGUCACCAUGUGUCUGGCAGGACGCCCUUCCAUGAAAUCGAGAUCCUCAAGACAGACAUGUUUCUCGUCGAUUACCACCACCCGGAUCUGAAGUCUGAGCUGUUCUAUGCCACACUGGAAGGGUCUUUCGUUGCAGAUGAGGACUGCUCAUACGAACUAGGUCUUGUGGUUUGUGGAAGUGGAAAUCUAUACGUCAACGGAGGACUGGCUAUUGAGAACACCGAAAAGCAGACCCUGGGGAGUGCUUUCUUCGGAUGCGGUACUAUUGAGGAGAAGGUGUUCCACAAGUUGGAGAAGGGAAAGAAGUACGAUUUCAAGCUUGAAUGGGCCUCAACGCCGACUUCUAAGCUGGCCGACCAAGCCGUGCUGAUGAGAGGGGGUGCCAUACGUCUUGGUGGCUGUAAGGUUAUAGAUCCGAAGGCCGAGAUUGAAAAGGCGGUGGCCUUGGCAAAGGAUGCGGAUCAGGUCAUUAUUUGCGCUGGUCUGAAUGCAGACUGGGAAACCGAGGGUGCGGAUCGCGAGAACAUGAGCCUACCGCCAGGUAUUGACGACCUUAUAUCCGCUGUUGGUAAAGCGAACUUGAACACAGCGGUUGUCAUGCAAUCUGGUACACCUGUGGAGAUGCCCUGGAUUAAAGAUGUCAGUGCUGUGAUUCAAGCCUGGUAUGGAGGAAAUGAAACAGGCAACACCAUAGCGGACGUCUUGUUCGGCGAUGUCAACCCGUCUGGUAAACUCAGCCUCAGUUUCCCUGUAAGGGUACAGGAUAACCCAGCAUUCUUGAACUACCGAACUGAGGGUGGUCGUGUACUCUACGGGGAAGACAUCUAUAUUGGAUAUCGAUACUACGAGUAUGCUCAGAGGGAAGUUUUGUUCCCCUUUGGUCACGGGUUGAGCUAUACGACGUUUGCAUUCUCGGACCUCUCUGUUGUCGAGAAGGGCGGCAAGAUCACGGUCACCGUCAAAGUUACGAACACAGGCAAAGUCCGCGGAGCAGAAGUGGCCCAGGUAUACGUCGCUCCGAAACAGAAGUCCAAAGUCAACCGUCCUUUCAAGGAGCUCAAGGGCUUCUCAAAGGUCGAGCUCGCACCUGGGCAAGCCGAGACAGUAACAAUCGAAGUGGACUCCAAGUACGCUGCAGCAUACUGGGAUGAGGAGCGGGACCAGUGGUGCGUGGAGGCCGGUGACUAUCAGGUCAUCGUAGGCGAUAGCAGUGGGGGGGAGAGCGCAAAGAUGGUGGAGGCAACGUUCAGUGUCGAGGACACGUAUUGGUGGACUGGUUUGUAA